AUGCUUGAGCAAAAGCAGAUGGUGAGUAGGAGCCUCCGCGCAGCCGACCUGUGUCACUAUAAUGAAGUUAUUCAGCAGAAACGACCCGAGCAUGAAGAUCAACGUGUUAUACAGCAUGACAGCGUCCAGCUCCACGUGGCCCAAGUCGUCAAAAUGGGCAUUCAUCAGCUGGAUUUGGAAGUUCUGCUGCAUUUGUCCUGCAGUCCUGGCCCCGCUCCAUCGUACUAUCACGUUUUCCAGCCACUUCCAAACCAAAUGGGUGACGUUGCAUUCGACAAGGACGAAGACCUCAAGAACAUAUUUAGGCCGUGGAAGUAUGGUAUGUUAAAGGCUAUAGGAAAUCGACGAGGGCGACCUUAUGGAACAGAAAAAAUGCUUUCAAAUUGUAUGUAACACUUACCACAACAAAGCGACUUGGAGGAAAGGAAGUACAUUUGGAAAAAACGCAGACUUAUAACGCAGUGCAAUACAGUUUGUUGACGAUUUCGGCUGUCGUGCAGCACAAAAAUAUCCGGAUAAUGCGCGAAGUUGUGGGACGUCUCGACGUAUGCCCGAAGCGUGAACACAGGAUCUUAUUCAUUUGGCUUAGGCCAAACAUUCCAGGAGAGCUGUUUCGUAGAGGCUUAUCAAGAAGUAGCACCGUAUGGUAAGUUUACACAAAACAAAUGAAGAUUAAACUGUCUUCUACAACUCGAAUAGAACAAUACGACAAGAAUUAUGAAACUGCUAGUAUGAUUUAUCAUUCAAAACUCAGGUCACUUUACCUGCACCUAUCGUCCAAGUAAAUUACUACUGAUAGGUGGACAAUUUCAUUUAGUUAUCAAGAUUCUUCACUAAUUUCCCUUUCGCAAACUAAUCUCAAGAAUUGAAAACAAGCAUGUACAGCAGAAUUUAUUGGGGCCAAUAAAUUUCGUGACGGCUUUUCAACUGCAGCCCGUCUCUGCAUAACAUAGGUAACGAAUGAAAGCGCACAGCAGUAUGAAUUUGUACAGAAUGGCAGUGCAUAAGAGCAAGGUCAAAGUUCAAAGCAAUCAAUAAUCAAUCAAUAAUCUCGAGAAGGAGGAUUGCUUUUUGCCAACCACUAAGAAGAUAUCUACACCUCGGGAACUGUCUCCGUGGGAUCCAAUCGGGUCUCGGCACUUGAGGAUCUUGUGUUUUAGGCGGGCAAGUAUAGUCGAUAAUUCGACCGCCUGACCGUCGCGAAACAAGACCCUUCUGCUAUUAACUAGUUGCACGUGUUUUAGUAUAAUCGGAAUGGAAGCACGUUGAUAAGGUUAGAUAACAUCGACCUGAAGAAGACCCGGGUAACGAAAAGAAGCCAAGUGUAGAUUAAAAUUGACGAAUAAAAAGUUGUGAAGGAAUAGGAGAUAUAAAGAAGUACUCAUUACAUGCUAAGAUUGAAAUCGACUUAUUGGAGGUCUUCAAGUUCGCUCUGUCCAUUCAUGACAGCCGUUUGUUGAAAGAGAGCCACGGCCGGGUAGCGUAUUUGUGAAAUUAUUGGCACUGUCGACACUUUCUAUCGAUGACUAUGAAAAUGCGCACGUUACAUCAAACUCUUCAGGUGUCCGCGAGGCUACGAGUUCAGUAAGAAGGCAGGGAAACUCUGGUAACAUCGUGCAUCGGUUGUCUCCACUGACCAGCCAAUAGAAGCCCAAGUUAUGACUGCUGCCGAAAAUGCGAGUCAUCAAGGACUACUGAUGCCUGCAAGUAGGAACACAGUUUUGGCGGUUGCUGUUCCUGGUGGGUUUCUAUGACCAGGCCGCACUUCUGGUCUGCUACCGCUGUGUCCAACGAGCAGAUGGUCGCCUUCAGUUACGUAGAGGCGACUUAGGUUGUUGUGAUGACUGGCUCCAAUUACCCCAGAAAAGACAGCAUGAAAACCAAACUCUGGCCCCUUAAAGAAGCAGUUGCUGGAAAAGUCAUACUACGUCUUGCCCAAACGUUGGUUUCUUGUCAGUUACCUUAGUAGUAAGCACCUCCUCCAAUCUACAGGAGACGAUAGCAUUGUAAUUUAGAGAUGGACCGAUCAUUUUACCGUCGUUUUUACAUCCAUACAUUCAAAAACCCGUUUAACUGACACGCACUGUUUGCGUAUUUCAUACCUCCGUUUUCAAUAUUACAAAGAAUACGAACGUCCCCGUAAAACAGGCGAACUUGUGCUAAAUUUAAGGUGGGGCACUUUCAAGUCUUCCCCUUACUGUCGUGGGUUCGGAUCCCAAUGAGGUGUCAAUUUUUUCAAAUUUGGGUCAAUAUGAAUUAUUCAAAAUCUGCCAAGACAUCUGUGAAGGACAGAUUUCGUCCUACAGUCCGCAUUCCGACCAGCUAAUUAAGUCCAGUAUCAACCUACUGCAUUCUCUACGGUAAGCAGAUUUCGUUAAUAAAUGGAUGGAUUGUUUUAUUUAGCACCCAUGAGGGUACUUCCACGAGAUACCAUGUAAAAUAAAUUAUAAGGGUUACACAGCAGCUAUAGGGUUUUCUGCAGGAUGGUCAUAAAGCCUACGAAUAUAUGUAGUGGAUGGUCCACCCAUAUCACAUUGGAAUGCAAAAUAUAUGCUUUAUUAUGUCCAAAAAAACUAAUCCCAAGAGCUUAUUGCUGAUUGGUGUUCGGCAUAACCCAUGCACCCACGUCGUUCAGUGUAAUUUUGAAAAUUGUCGUUGAACUCGUCCCUGACAACUGACCAAACAGGGUAGUGAGCCAGGAUUCUGAAAUGACUCUGAAUGACUCUCCCUUAGUCGGCCGGGUGGGGGCAUUGUACAUUCAUUAAAAUGGUUGAAUAUACCUAGCCGAUUUUGUCAUUUUUAAAGAACAGUUUCAAACGCAAAU
Molecule: messenger RNA, 2824 nt
Organism: Spirometra erinaceieuropaei
Lineage: Eukaryota; Metazoa; Platyhelminthes; Cestoda; Diphyllobothriidea; Diphyllobothriidae
Source: the annotation of a GenBank genome assembly